AUGGGUGCGUCUGUCUCUUCCCCCAACAUGGCUUGGAAUAGUUUGCUGAAAUGCUCUGGGAUAUAUUCACAGUUCUGUAAUGCUUGUGCAAGGGAACUCAAGUGCUCAAAGAAGUACUGUGCGCUGGCCAAGCUGGAGCCUGGGUUGUGCGUAUUGGAUCCGCGCAAGGGUCGAUCAUCAACGACGCCAGAGUCUGUCGACAGCCCUGCUAGCGGCCUGCCAAAGGUUCACAUUGACCCUUGCCUGUUUGAUGAGAGUGCAGGGAUUGUGAGUGGCAGCGCUUUACCGGCUGCUCACAGUACGGCCACCCGUCCACCAAGAAGUCAAUCAUUUCCUGUAGACAACGAAGGCGAUUACCAGAUGGGCGCGCUUGCGCCGGGGCUUUCAUUUGCCCUUGAUUUUUGUCUCUCUCCUCAAGUAUUACGAAAGGACGCCCUUCCAACCGCCCAUCACUUUCCCCUUAGCUCCCCCUCUCUUGUCCACCCAUCACUCCCAUCGUCAGCAACGUUACCAUCGCCACCAAGCCCAGUGAAGGCCGGGGACACUGCGAGUUCGGUCUUUGAACACAUAGACUUCUUCCCGACUGCAAGGGCUUCUCAACCACCCAAGACACCGUUGCCUUUAUCUCCCGUCUAUACUUGCCCUUCAACCACCCAAGACACCGUUGCCUUUAUCUCCCGUCUAUACUUGCCCUUCAACCAGCAGCCUGGCAACGUUGACAUCCCUUAUUACCAAUGA
Molecule: messenger RNA, 738 nt
Organism: Puccinia triticina
Lineage: Eukaryota; Fungi; Basidiomycota; Pucciniomycetes; Pucciniales; Pucciniaceae
Exons: 1
Coding region: 1-738 (245 amino acids)
Source: RefSeq, a predicted model, not a curated record